Mucor mucedo is the source of this 4275-nucleotide messenger RNA. RefSeq lists its product as uncharacterized. The coding region runs from base 14 to 4141 and encodes 1375 amino acids. Lineage: Eukaryota; Fungi; Mucoromycota; Mucoromycetes; Mucorales; Mucoraceae. The record is from RefSeq and is a predicted model, not a curated record. The transcript has 3 exons.
CUCCCUUUAGGUCAUGGGCUUCGAGAAGAACGGAAAUGAAACGAUGAAUUCUCAACACAAAGACCAACAAAUACUCAGAAAUAACCAGGCUGAUUUAAAAAACACAGAUCUUCAUAUGGAUCAGUCUUCCAAAUUACCAGACGAUCCGCUCCACAUUCCUGCAUCGCAUUUAGACACCCAUUCAGUCGGUUCUGAUGACUUCGAUGCUCUGUUUAGUGACGAUGCUGAAUUUGAGCUGGCCCUUAGAAACAAUCUAUUGGAGGAUGACACAUUUAUCAAUAAUUCACAUUUGGAUACGAAUCACAAACCUCCAAAUAACGAAUAUUCAACGGCUAAAGAUGAUAUAAAUUUGCCACAAGAUGAAUGUUUGUCUUCCACUGACUAUAAUGUUGAUAUUGACUUACCAAAAGAUGAAUGUUUGUCGCCCAUUGACUAUAAUGAUGAUAUUGGCUUACCAAAAGAUGAAUGUUUGUCGCCCAUUGAUUAUAAUGUUGAUAUUGACUUGCCACAAGAUGAAUGUUUGUCACCCAUUGACUAUAGUGUUGAUAUUGAUUUGCCAGAGGGCAUAACGGAUUUGCUAGAGAAUAUUUGUUCGCCACCUAUGAAAAACACUGUUAAUAUUGACCUGCCAGAAAUCGUUACGAGUCAAGCAGUAGGAAACCUGAAGAUCAAUCAACCGCUUCCAAUCAUAGAAAUUGACAGUGCCGCAGAAAGCCGUGAAAUUUCUCUGUCUCCACCACCUAGUCUUCCUACUCCAUUAUCUGAAUCAUCCUCCUCCUCCACCACUACCACUACCACUGCUAUUACUAAUGCCGAUAUUCCGACAAUAACCAAAUCGAUUUCAGCGUCUUCUUCCACCGCUGUCAGAAAAGAAAUGCUACCUCCCAGACGUAUAUCGACAAGACAGCGAAGCGAAAUUCAAUUAAAACCAUACACUCUCGAGGGCGCACGAUAUGCUCAAUUACUAGGUCGAGCACCAUCCAGUUCUAAACUGAGUAAUACUCAAAUCAUGUCUCUUAAUGAUGACGAUGAUGACCAAGAUUUCACGCUGACUCAAACUCAACCUACAUAUGAAGAUCUGGAAGAAAUAUUUGAAAAUAGUCUGAUAGAAAAUCUCCAUCGUAUACAAGAGCGAAAUAAGCAGGCAUCACUCACUAGAACUGACAGUUCAGGACUCGAUUCGCUUAGUAACGCGUUUGAUGGCUUAUCUUUGCCAAACACAAGUAGAGUCAAAGAUACAGUGAAGAAAAAGCCGAUAACAUUUCAAAAAAAAGGAAGAAAAAAGAUACAUCCUAAGUUGUCUUUACCUUCUAGAGCGGCAAAGCCCCCUCAGGAAGAAAUCUUUAAUUUCGAUCUUUACGAAAAAGAAAAGGCCCAGAAAACAUCCACCACAACCCCGAUUGUCAUUAACGAUAAUGUCGCGUCAAAUAGCCGAGAAUUGGACAUGGACUAUGAUCAAGACAUGAUGGAUAUUGAUGAUAUUUAUGAUGGUAACGAUUAUAAUGAAGAUUCUGUAAAUAAUGAAGAUAAUGAAGAUUCUACCAAUUUUGAAGACGUUGACAAUAAUGAUGAUGGUGAUGAUGAUGAUGAGGAUGAGGACGAGGAUGAGGAUGAGGAUGAGGAUAUGCCUGUAUUUAAACGCCCCCCUUUGCAUAAAAGGGGUAUUUUGUUAAGCGAUAGCGACGAUGAAUCAGACAUUGAAACAGAGCGAAAUACCACCCGAAAUAAUCAAGAAAUGACUCAAGAAGAAAUAGAUGCGGUAUUUGAUUUCCCCACAUACUCCCACAGACGCCAUUUACGAAAAGCAGAGGAUAUGGUAGUGCCUAUUGUUAAUGAUGAAUCUGAGUAUCCAGAAGUAAAAAGAACAAGAAUGAGUAUCAAAGAUUUGAAGGCGCAUACACUAAAAAAUGUGCUGCCGGCAUCGUUCUACAAGCUAAAUGAAAGUAAAUUUCGCGAAGAAAUUCAGCAACGCAAAUUAUCACGGCAACAACAGAAAAAAGUACACCAUGUUACUUCAGCUACAACCUCUCAUAGUGACCGUGUACAAAGGGAUGCGGAAGAUGUGUUUGCUGCAUUUCGUUCGGAAAGUGAUGAGGAAGAAGAGAAUACUGCUUACACCAGCAAUGCAUCCUUCUUUAGUCCUCCCCCUUCAGUAGGAACUAGCAAAGAAAAAGAAAAGGCCCUCCAAGCUCGAAACGACUUUUUCAAUACAAUAGCCAACCCCUCUCCUUCAGUAACAAGUUAUAAAGGGAAAGAAAAAGUCCCUCAAGACAAGCAUGACUUUUCAAGUAGAAGGACCAACAUUCCUCAUUCCGUGGGGGUCAGUAUAGGAAAAAACACAGUUCCUUUUACCAGGAAUGAUUUUUCAAAUGUCGUGACCACACCAAGAAGUUCCAGUACAAGCGGCAUAGCUCAUAUCUCAUCAGCGUCUCCUACAACACGUCCAUUGCAACGUAGAGUAUCCGAUCCGAAUUCAAGUGUUCCAGGACGUCCUUUAGAAGCUAUAGAAUACAAUAGAAUACCUGGACAACGUUAUCAUCCUGGUGAGAGUAUAAAACGUAUCCCUUCAGCGUCUUCUACAACACGCCAGUUACCACGUAGAUUAUCCAACCUGGAUCUAAGUGCUCCCAGACACCUAUCAGAAACUAAUGGAGACAACAGAAUGCCUAGACAACGUUAUAAUUAUGGCGAGAGUACACAUAUCCCUUCGGCAUAUUCUACAACACGCCAAUCGCCACGUAGAUUAUCCGACCCGGAUCCAAGUGCUCCCAGACGCCCAUCAGAAGCUACAGGUGACAACAGAACGCCUAAACAACCUUAUCGCCCUGGUGAGAAAAUUAACAUGGUAUCUGCUCAGCCUGAUAGAUCAGCUACAAAGUCUUCCUUUUCAGCCUCCAGUUCUGCCUGUGUAAAAAGACCUGGAUCCAAUGCAGAAAUAACGAAUAAUUCAGAACCACAAAAGAAAAAGAGAAAACCAAAGAAAACACCACAUAAUGUCUACAUGCUACCACCGUACUAUACGCCCGAGUGGCUGGAGGAACAAGGACUAAGAAUACCCAACAAUAAUACCAUACCUUAUCCUAAUCCUAAUCCUAAUACUGCCGGUACAGUUCAGGAACGUGCCAGAAAAAGAGCAUUGGAUGACAUUUGUGUGAAUACAAAACGAUCAAAACUAUGGGUUAGAAGUGGUUUAGCAUUUAAUCUUAAAACUGCAGCCCUUAUAAGAGCCAAGUACGAACAACAAGUUUCUUCGAAUAGCGCGAUACAGCCCUAUUCCCUGGAAAGCGUUGCAAAAAAAGUGUAUGAAAUAAUGGAUAACAAUUUUCGACGUCUAUCUGGGUCGGAAAAGACGGUAUAUUUGCAUCACAAACUACUACUGCCUAUCUUAAAUCCUAAUUUUGACACAAAAUUAUAUUAUGCUAAUUUAAAAGAAAACUAUUCUGAAUUAGUCUUUUUUGAAAAAGAUUAUCAAUGGAGCCAAUUUAGCCCUUUCAGAAGAGAAAUCAAACCUUUUGACGGUCUUUUUAAAAAACUAUUUCGAGAUUUUGCCGAAAUGCGUCGUCGCUCCAAAGAUAACCCAGAAACUAUCCAAGACGAAUUACCUGGUCAUGAUCACUUUUACGUCUUUAUUUCGCUUUACAUCUCACAAUGGAUUCCUCUCCAUGACGCUGAAGAUCAACAACGAUCGGUAAAUCUUCUUGCACGCCAUAUUGGAGGGUUAACGGGAUUGAUCUCAAAAUUAUCUGAGGCUGAGCAACGUGAGAAUAUACCCUGGAAACCAAUCAUUAAACUUAUGCUGUUUAUUUUGGACUGGAGUUGUAGACUUUAUAAAUUAGGUGCGAUCAAAGUGAUUUGCUCCGUCACCAACUGUACUGCUAUUCUGUUGGAUAUCCUUGUCUCUAUUGGCAUUAAGCCUCUCAAGGACAACAAGGAAGAGUAUGUAAUCGAAGCUUGGUAUUGUCUGUUUCACGUCAUGUCAGUUUCCUAUCGAAACAGUGGUUAUGGAUUUAAGGCGCGGGUCUUCGUUGAUCAAAUGACAAGUAGCAUCCAGCGAAAAUUAAAAAGGGAAGUGGAAAAACGACGAACAAUUUACUUGUGGGUUGAAACUUUGACAGAUUUGCUGACAAAUCAUAUAAAGUAAUAACAAAUACUGUUCCUUUUCUUAAAUAUAUCAAAUAGUCUAGCUUGCCUUUCAAAAAAAAAAAAAAUACCCUUUGUCAUUAGAACAACUGUUCAUUGUUUGUGUACAAUAAAAUUGAAAAAAAAAAAAAGGCA